GAAUGUAACCUUCUGGGAACAAGACUCGGCCUGCUUGCCCUAGCUGGAUGCCCGAAAGCCCAACUAGAUCCUCUACAUAGCCUUCGGCAGCUAGGUCAGCCCAAUAGGAGAGCCCAAGGUGCGGGCCCUCGCAACCACCUUGGAAUCCCUCCACGUCCCGUUCGUCUGGGUGCUGGGGCUCGCUUGGAGGCAGGGGCUGCCACGUGGAUACGAGAAGAGGAUGUCGGCGAGCCAGCUUGGCAGGGUGGUGUCGUGGGCCCCGCAGGUGGAGGUGCUGCUACACGUGGCGGUGGGGUGGUUCCUCACGCACUGCGGGUGGAACUCGACGGUGGAGGUCGUCCGCUGCCGGAAGCCGAUGUUGUGUUAUCCGAUCGCCGGCGAACAGUUCGCCAACUGUGCGCGUAUAGUGGAGGAGUGGAGGGUUGGGGUGAGGUUGAGUGGGUUUGGGAGAAGGGAAUUGGAGGAAGGGAUGAAGAAGGUUGUGGGAGAUGGGGAGAUGAGUGGGAAGUUGGAGAGUUUGUGUGA
Linum tenue is the source of this 525-nucleotide messenger RNA. The record is from the annotation of a GenBank genome assembly. Lineage: Eukaryota; Viridiplantae; Streptophyta; Magnoliopsida; Malpighiales; Linaceae.